UCUUUUUCUUUCUUUUUCUUUUAUUUUUACUAUUAUCAAACAUGACCAAAGACCAUAUUGAUGAAGAAUACUUAUUCGAAGAUACCAAGUAUCUUUCAUCCGAAGUACAAUCAAAGUUACAUGAAGGAUAUAAACUAUAUCCACUACGAUCCAAUGAUUACUACCGUGGUUAUCUCGACGUACUCUCUGUCUUGACAGAGGUAGGCAAACAUACAAUUGACACUUGGAAUCAACAGUUUGGUUAUAUGAAGAAACAUAAUGACACAUAUUACACAAUAACGAUAACAGACGAAAGAAAUGAUCGUAUAGCAGCUACUGGCACUAUACUUGUUGAGCAUAAAUUUGUCCAUACAAAUGGACUUGUUGGCCAUAUUGAAGAUAUAGCAGUAGACGCAUCUCAUCAAGGUAAAAAACUAGGGAUCAGAAUCAUUGAAGCCCUUAAGCAUAUUGCAGAGCAAACAGGCUGUUACAAAGUCAUUUUAGAUUGUUCAGCCAAGAAUAUACCGUUUUAUGAAAAAUGUGGAUUUACUUUAAAAGAGAAUCAAAUGGCAUGGUACAUUUCAAAUAAACCACAUUUAUAA
Molecule: messenger RNA, 581 nt
Organism: Rhizopus microsporus ATCC 52813
Lineage: Eukaryota; Fungi; Mucoromycota; Mucoromycetes; Mucorales; Rhizopodaceae
Product: acyl-CoA N-acyltransferase
Exons: 3
Coding region: 42-581 (179 amino acids)
Biological process (GO): UDP-N-acetylglucosamine biosynthetic process
Cellular component (GO): endoplasmic reticulum-Golgi intermediate compartment; Golgi apparatus; endoplasmic reticulum
Molecular function (GO): glucosamine 6-phosphate N-acetyltransferase activity; monosaccharide binding
Source: RefSeq, a predicted model, not a curated record